AUGAGCCAGCAAGUAAAUAAUCACAGAACUCUAGAAUUCUUUUCCAAGCUCUAUCUCUUCUUAUUUCCUUCUUUUAGGCUAAUAAUAGAUGACUACAGGUUCUUCUCCUUCAUACUUUUCUAUAAAGUGCUUGGUCUUACUUACGCACUGAUGUUUUCCAUUUCUCUUAUUACUGGGCUUGCUGCAUAUCCUCCUGUUUCACUUUAUAGAGCUGUUCUACUAUUUAUAUACUUUUUGUUCUUUCUCGCUCUUUUUUGUUAUAGCACAUGUAUUAUAUACGCCAACUCAGAUCAUCCGCUGUUUUUCGGCAAAAAAAGACACAUCAAAUCUUCCCUGGGAUGCAAAUAA
Nematocida parisii ERTm1 is the source of this 348-nucleotide messenger RNA. RefSeq lists its product as uncharacterized. Lineage: Eukaryota; Fungi; Microsporidia. The record is from RefSeq and is a predicted model, not a curated record. Bases 1 to 348 code for a protein of 115 amino acids. The transcript has a single exon.